Messenger RNA from Castor canadensis (American beaver), 3216 nucleotides. RefSeq names its product serine active site containing 1 (gene Serac1). Lineage: Eukaryota; Metazoa; Chordata; Mammalia; Rodentia; Castoridae. The record is from RefSeq and is a predicted model, not a curated record.
CUGCUGCUAGCGGCGGAGGAAGGUUUACUCGCAGGUCGGCGGGAUCCCUCGGGCGCUGUUGGGGGCAGGCUGAAUCCGCCCACGGGCAGAAUGUCCCUCGGUGCUUACUGUGUCAUCUAUUGCAAAAGAAUAGGAACCUCUACUUCUCCGCCAAAAAGUCACACAUACUGGAGAGAUAUCCGAAAUAUAAUAAAAUUUACUGGAUCUCUUAUUUUAGGGGGUUCUGUAUUUCUUACAUACGAAGUUCUGGCCCUGAAGAAGUCUUUGACAUUAGAUACUGAAGUGGUAGAAAGAGAAAAAAUGAAGUCAUAUAUAUAUGUGCGCACCAUUUCUUCAGACAAAGGAGAAAAUUAUGGGAUUGCAUGGCAGGCAAGAAAAGAACUUCACAAAGCAGUGAGGAAAGUACUGGCAGCGUCAGCCCAGGUAUUCCGGAAUCCAUUUGCUGACACGUUUAGUACAGUUGACAUAGAGGAUUACGAAUGUGCUGUGUGGCUGCUCCUGAGGAAGAGCCAGGCAGAUGACAGAGCCGCUCGACUGGAGGCUGUGCAGGAAAUGUCAGAGACCCACCACUGGCAUGAUUAUCAGUAUAGAAUAAUUGCUCAAGCUUGUGACCCAAGAACUCUUAUUGGUUUGGCACGAAGCAAAGAGAGUGAUCUUCGCUUUUUUCUUCCUCCACCUCCGUUGCCAUCUUUAAAGGAAGAUUCUUCCAUUGAAGAGGAGCUCAGAAAGUUGCUGGCUUCUUUACCUCAAACAGAUUUAGAUGAGUGUAUCCAGUAUUUUACAUCCUUGGCUCUUAAUGAAAGCAGUCAGAGCCUGGCUGCUCAGAAGGGUGGCUUAUGGUGUUUUGGAGGAAAUGGACUUCCUUAUGCUGAAAGUUUUGGAGAAGUUCCUUCAGCUACAGUGGAAAUGUUCAGUUUAGAAGCUAUAGUGAAACAUUCACAGAUACCUGCACACUGUGAUCGAAUUGAAGCAAAUGGAGGCCUACAGCUCCUUCAGAGGCUGUACCAACUUCACAAGGACUGCCCUAAGGUGCAGAGGAAUAUAAUGCGCAUCGUCGGAAAUAUGGCUUUGAGUGAGCGUCUUCAUCCCGCUCUCAUCCGUUCAGGCUGGGUUUCCAUCAUGGCUGAAGCCUUGAAAUCUCACCACAUUAUGGAGGCUUCACAUGCUGCUAGAACCCUGGCUAAUCUGGACCGAGAAACUGUGCAAGAGAAAUACCAGGAUGGUGUAUACGUGCUCCAUCCCCAGUACCGAGCCAGUCAGCCCAUUAAAGCCGAUGUCCUUUUUAUUCAUGGCCUUAUGGGAGCAGCAUUCAAAACUUGGCGCCAGGAGGACAGCGAGAAGGCUCUGAUUGAAAAUGCUUUGGGGGAUGAAGACAGGUACACUACAUGUUGGCCCAAGACAUGGUUAGCAAAAGACUGUCCUGCUCUCCGAAUUAUCUCUGUGGAGUACGACACCAGCCUCAGUGACUGGAGAGCAAGGUGCCCCAUGGAAAGAAAGUCCAUUGCGUUCAGAAGCAACGAACUUCUUAGCAAGCUCAGAGCUGCUGGUGUUGGGGAUAGGCCAGUGAUUUGGAUAUCACAUAGCAUGGGAGGUCUUCUUGUGAAGAAGAUGCUGCUGGAAGCCUCUCGGCAGCCAGAGCUGAGCGCUUUGAUCAACAACACCAGGGGAAUCAUUUUCUACAGUGUCCCUCAUCACGGCUCACGUCUGGCUGAAUACUCAGUUAAUGUUCGGUACCUUCUCUUUCCCUCUUUGGAAGUCAAAGAACUCAGCAAGGAUUGUCCUGCACUUAAAACACUACAGGAUGACUUUCUGCAGUUUGCAAAAGAGAAAGACUUCCAGGUGCUGAAUUUUGUAGAAACUCAGCCAACCUUUAUUGGUAACAUGAUUAAGCUCCACGUGGUGCCUGUGGAAUCGGCAGAUUUAGGCAUUGGAGAUCUGAUCCCUGUGGAUGUCAACCAUUUGAACAUUUGUAAGCCAAAGAAAAAGGAUGCUUUUUUAUAUCAACGUACUUUGCAAUUCAUCCGUGAAACUUUAGCCAAAGACCUCAAAAACUGAUGUCUUCAUUUUCAUGUGAAUACAGUGCUGCAAGAAACUUGGCGGUCUCUUUUUUUAAGUGCUAAGCAGUCCUGCAAACACUGUCAGUACGGCCUCUGCAUGGUCUGGAAUCAUGGUGCAGAUAGCAGAACGUGACGCUCCAUUUGCACAAUGGAAAGCACACUGGACACAAACUGGCCAUCCCGGGAGGAGGGGCUAGGUUGGGUUCAUCUAACUUAAACCCCUGAGUGCUGGGUCUGCUGACUAGGAGCACAGCUGCUGUGGCUGGGACGCUUCCAGCUCUUGUAGGAUCCCUGGCAGGUUCUAGUGGGAAGGCCACUGGCAACUCCACUUACCAUAAAAAUGAUGCCACAAGAGAACCUAAAGUAGAAUGAACUAGAACAUAAAAGACUGUUUUGUUGUGGGGAUCCAUGUGCUGUAACAUUUUUAAAUGUCAGUUUUAUAAAAUUUUAGUUUUUAACUUCUGUUUAAAUCUCAACACAUCAUCACUGGCCUUUCAUAGCCUUGGUUAUGCAUGGGUCAGUUGCCUUGUAUGUUUCUGUUUCAUAUUGCUGAGAACAAUUUUCUUAAAAAAAAUUCUAGCUUAUAGUAAUUCCAGAUCGUAUCUGCUGUGCUUAUGUUUCCUGAUAAGGCUAAAAUAGCUAAGCCAUUACUGAUCAGAGUAAGAAAUGAAACUAGUCCAAGUCAUUAAAUGUACUAACAGUACUUGGUAUCAAGGCUCUCAGAUUCUCUUUGGCUAAAUAAAGGAUACCUGUCUUUCUUGCUUUCUUGGAAGUAGUACUAAUUGACUAACUCUAGGAAAUCAUGUUGAUGGACCUUUUUUUUUUUUAUCUUUUGAAUAACAGCAUUAUCGGUAUGUAACUCACCUACCUUAAAAUUGACUUUUUUUGUGGUAUUGGGGAUCAAAUCCAGGGCCUCACACAUUAGGCAGGCACUCUUACCGCUGAGUUAAAUCCCCAGCCCAAAAUGUACCUGAAAGUUCAUUGGUUUUUAGUAUAGUUAGAGUUGCACAACUAGCAUAAUUUCAGAACAGUUCAGAACAUCUAAUCUCUCAAUGAGCCCCACUCAUCAGCAGUCAUUUACUGCCUUCUCUGUCCCCUGCCCCGGUACACACUAGUCUACCCUGGAUUUGCAUACUCUGGAGAUUUCAAAUAAAUGGAA